AUGGCAUUUUUUAUGUUAAGUUGUAAAAGUUCAUCAUCAUCCAAACAAAUCUACAUGUCAACAUUGAUCGUUCUUGUGGUUGUCUGCUCGUUUUCGUGUUGCUCAUCAUCACCAGCAUAUGUAUUUGGUUCAUCAAUUGAUGAUAUUAGCAAAAAUGUUGACGACAACGACAAAGAUUUUUAUGGUCAAAAUAAUCAUGAUGAUCCUUUACCAUCUCGAUUGUCAUUAUCAUCAUCAAUUCAUGAUAUAAAUACUAUUAAACAUCCAACGUUGUCCAAAAGUCGGUUUUUAAAUCUCCUAUUGGAUCCUGCUUUUAUACAAGAAGAAGGUCUUUCUCAUCGACCACAUCAUGAUCGUUUCUACAAUAGACGAUAUGCUCCACAAGCAUUUCAUGCUAUGCGAGGUUAA
This is a messenger RNA of Rotaria sordida, 408 nucleotides long. The record is from the annotation of a GenBank genome assembly. NCBI's taxonomy places the organism in Eukaryota, Metazoa, Rotifera, Eurotatoria, Philodinida, Philodinidae.